This is a messenger RNA of Drosophila subpulchrella, 606 nucleotides long. It is a transcript of the gene Vha16-3, whose product is annotated as V-type proton ATPase 16 kDa proteolipid subunit. Gene Ontology annotation, cellular component: proton-transporting V-type ATPase, V0 domain. The transcript is spliced from 2 exons. Gene Ontology annotation, molecular function: proton-transporting ATPase activity, rotational mechanism. NCBI's taxonomy places the organism in Eukaryota, Metazoa, Arthropoda, Insecta, Diptera, Drosophilidae. The record is from RefSeq and is a predicted model, not a curated record. The coding region runs from base 85 to 561 and encodes 158 amino acids. Gene Ontology annotation, biological process: proton transmembrane transport.
CUAACCAGUCGAGUAGAAAAUUCGUCGAGCAGGCGCGUUACAAAGAAUCGGAGAUUUAGGAAUCGGAAUCAAAUCGUAUUCAAAAUGCCGGAGGAAGUUGCUGAAAAGGAUAGGCCGGCGUACUCUUUCUUCUUCGGAUCGAUGGGGGCGGCAUCGGCCAUCAUCUUUUCGGCCCUGGGAGCGGCCUACGGAACGGCCAAGUCGGGCACCGGCAUCGCAGCCAUGGCCGUGAUGCGACCCGAACUGAUCAUGAAGUCGAUCAUUCCGGUGGUGAUGGCCGGCAUCAUAGCCAUCUACGGGCUGGUGGUCUCGGUCCUGAUUGCCGGAUCGCUGUCGGACAACUACACCAUUCGCAAGGGCUACAUCCACCUGGCCGCCGGACUCUCCGUGGGAUUCGCCGGACUGGCGGCGGGCUUUGCCAUCGGCAUCGUAGGAGACGCCGGGGUGCGGGGCACCGCCCAGCAGCCACGCCUCUUCGUGGGCAUGAUCCUGAUCCUGAUCUUCGCCGAGGUCCUGGGUCUCUAUGGCCUCAUCGUCGCCAUUUACCUGUACACCAAGUAAUGUCGGCUUAAUUCACAAAUUAAAAACAAUAAAUAUUUAAGCCAG